AUGGCAGGGGGUGGUGGGAGGCCGUGCUGCCCCCAACAAGCCCUGCUGGGGGUGGUGGCCAUCGUGGCAGUGGUGGCGGAGGCACAACAGGGCGCUCCGGGAGCAGCAAGAGCUGCACCUGAGGAAGAGCAACUUUCCGUUGGCUAUUUUCAGAAGAAUAUGGUCUAUGGCAACGACCAGCGCGCAGAAAACGUUUACGUUAAGGUGUUCACCAACAGCCCAACCCUGGUGUGUAUGGAUUUGACUCUUUCUCAAGAUGAAGUAAUAGAUCCCAGGUACUCGUGGACCGGCCCAGAUGGGAGGAAUUUAGAAGGGCAAGGAUACGUGAACCUCACAAGCUCUGGGGAGCUGGUGCUGCUGGGCUUCCAGGAGUCCAUGUCUGGAGCCUACAAGUGUGCACUUUCCCACAGAAUCAUAGAAACCUCAGCACAAAAAGAAGUAGCUGUGACCAACACCUACAGGUUCAUGGUGUACGCAUACAGGGAAGCCAACCACGUGUACCAGGUCUCGGUCCGUUUCACUUCGAAGGGAUGUGAGCUGGCAGCCAACGCACGGUUUGUGGAGGAGCUGAAGAAGAUCCUGGAGGAUCUCAUCUCCGAGCUGAUGAGCCGCGUGGAGCAGCUCUCGCACCGCUGCCAUUCCCUCGAGGUUCCCCACCGGGGCUCCCCGAGCGAACUCUUCAUCACUUUUCAGGUGAAUCCCUUUGCUCCGGGAUGGGAAGAUCUCUGCAGCCGCCUCCCUCAGGACUGCGAGGGCACCGCGAACCACAGAGCUCAGCAGGCAAGAGAGCGAAUAGGAGAGUUUUUCAGGAAGCAGACUUACGCUCUGAAGCACCAAUUUCAGACCAUUCCUGCCAUCCAUUACGUGGAGGGCAGCUUCUCCGUGACCCCCAUCGACAGCUGCCGCCCAGGAUUUGGGAGGAACACCGUCACCCACCGGAGCUGUGCCGGCUGCUGCGUGGUGUGCAGCCCUGGGACGUACAGCCCGGACAGCGCUGGCAGCUGCAGGCUGUGUGUGAGGCAGCGCGCUGCGCGGUACGGAGCCAAGUCCUGCCCAUGA
Messenger RNA from Lagopus leucura (white-tailed ptarmigan), 1059 nucleotides. RefSeq names its product zona pellucida binding protein 2 (gene ZPBP2). The transcript is spliced from 8 exons. Lineage: Eukaryota; Metazoa; Chordata; Aves; Galliformes; Phasianidae. Gene Ontology annotation, cellular component: zona pellucida receptor complex; extracellular region; acrosomal vesicle. The record is from RefSeq and is a predicted model, not a curated record. Bases 1 to 1059 code for a protein of 352 amino acids. Gene Ontology annotation, biological process: acrosome assembly; binding of sperm to zona pellucida.